AAAAAAAUGAAUAAAGAUGCACAGAUGAGGGCAACCAUUAACCAAAAACUAAUAGAAACGGGAGAGCGAGAACGCCUUAAAGAAUUGCUGAGAGCCAAAUUAAUUGAAUGUGGAUGGAAAGACCAGUUAAAGGCACACUGUAAAGAUGUCAUCAAAGAGAAAGGACUAGAACAUGUGACUGUUGACGAUCUGGUGGCAGAAAUCACUCCAAAAGGCAGAGCUUUGGUACCUGACAGCGUCAAGAAAGAGCUUUUACAAAGAAUAAGAACGUUCCUUGCUCAGCACGCUAGCCUUUGAUUCUUCCAUUGAGUCUUACCAAGUGAAUCAUGCCAGAAACUGGAAGACA
Molecule: messenger RNA, 346 nt
Organism: Euleptes europaea (tarantolino)
Lineage: Eukaryota; Metazoa; Chordata; Lepidosauria; Squamata; Sphaerodactylidae
Gene: ENY2
Product: ENY2 transcription and export complex 2 subunit
Exons: 4
Coding region: 7-297 (96 amino acids)
Biological process (GO): positive regulation of DNA-templated transcription; poly(A)+ mRNA export from nucleus; regulation of transcription by RNA polymerase II
Cellular component (GO): SAGA complex; nuclear pore; DUBm complex
Molecular function (GO): chromatin binding; transcription coactivator activity
Source: RefSeq, a predicted model, not a curated record